AUGCCGAACUCGCUCAGCAUUGCGAUGGUGGGAUGCACAGGCACAGGCAAGACAUCGCUGGCUCGACGUGCAGGCUUGACGCCUCAGGAGGCAGCAGAGGAACCGCAGGAAGUGCCCACAUUGAUGGUCAGGUGCCACAGAGCCGUGGUUUCUGAUGAUGCUACUGCGAUGCAGGUGGAAUUCCGGGAGGCGCCCAUCUGGGAGCUGGUUCUUGACGCGGAGUCGCACUUCGCGAACGGCCCUGAUGGUGUAUUGUUUGUGGUGGACUGCACCAGGAAGGAGACGGUCGACGAGGUGCUCCUUCACUGGCUGCAUGUGGCGCGAUACCACUGUGGACCGCAGGCUCCUUUUCUGUUUGUUGGCAUGAAGAAGGACCUCGUACCGCAGGAGGAAGUGACUGCAUUGCAGUCUCGUCUGGAGCAGCUGCACCUGCCGACGCUGAUAGGGAGCUGCCUGGAUCCUACUUUCCCGAGUUCCAUGCUGAAGGAGUUGCUGCGACUUCGUCAGCACCCCCACGCGCAUCGCGGAGCCCCUUUGCUGGCGCCAUUGCCGUUGCUGGUCGCCGGUUCGGGCGGCGGAAGGAGCAAUGACCCGGAGGUGCUUCCUGCUCUUCAGCGCGCAGCGCUGGCUGCGGACGUCACGCCGAGAGCUCCCUCGGAAGCGCCGAAGUCGGCACGCGAGUCCGCACGCGGCCGUGAAAGCCGCGAGCCUUGGCAGAUCGCAAGAGGCGAAGUCUCCAUCUCAGCUCGCAUUGAUGCGGCAGAUCGAGGAGCCUGGCAGGGCGGAGGACGCAGCCCCUCGUACUUCGGCUUUUGGGCAAAUAUACCUGUUGUGGCGAAGCAAGUUGAGCGGUCGCUGCUGUUGAAGCGCUGCGGUGCCGGCAGAGACAACCCGGAGGAGAAGCUGCGGCGUUUGCUUCGAGAGCUUUCGCAAGUCGAAUGUCCUUACCUCGCGAAGUUCUAUGGGGCCUGUUUGGAUGAGCCGGAGCAGCCGGUGUACCUCGUGAUGGAAUACAUGUCAGGAGGUGAUUUGGAGCGCUUCUUGAGGAGCAAGCGUCAAGAGCUGCACCGACCCUGGACACCACCCAGGUCCUUACUUCUUAGCUGGUCCAUCAGCGCUGCCGGUGCUGUGGCUUUCCUUGCGGGGCUCAGUCCCCCGAUUGCGCAUGGCAACUUGAGACCAUCAAAUCUUCUCCUUUGUACCAGCCUGGCAUUGCGCCUCAGCCCAUCAGGAGCACUGGCGCCGAUUGACCACAGACAUCAGGCAGAGAUUGGCGCUCCCAGUUUGGAGAGCUGCCUUUACUCGGCACCAGAGGUCCUUGCAGGAGAGCCGUGCAAUGAGGUCGAGAAGUGCAUUGCAGCCGACGUCUUUGCACUUGGUCUCGUGCUGUGGCUCAUGUGCACAGGAAUCCGGCCUUUCCAGCACCUGGACAAUGACGGCAUGCAUAAGCCGUCAGACCACGUCAUGGAGGCCGCGCGAGAUCUUGAGAAUUCUUUGCAGUGUGCUCAAGCCACUCCGGAGGCUUUCAAGGAGGGCCGCGUGCCGCGACCCAGAUCUGGCGGGCUAGCAUGGGCCAUAGGCCUUAAAGAGACUAUGGCUGCGCUCGCAUUCGCGAAGAUGGUGCCUCAGUUCGGUGAAGAGUCCAAGAGAGGCCGACAGGUGUUCUUGUGGCCUCAUCUGCUGGUCGCGAAAAGGCAAUGCCGUCUGAAAGCCAGUGCUGCAGUGCUAUGUGAGCCCAGCCGGCCUUUGCGGCGAAUCGGCUUGUACAGAGUUCUGGACAGGUCCGGAUUGAUAGGCCUGCAAAUUACCCUUCUGUUGCCGAAUGCAGUCUCCGUCUUCGCAGCCUCCUGCUUGGCGUGCUGCUGGGGGCCGGAGCCGGUGCCGCGCUCUCUGAUGCGAACUUUGAGUCCAAGUCCCAGCAUCUUGAGCUUUCCGCUCCUCGACGAGGAUGACCCGGAAGCGGAGAUUGAGCAAGAGAUUGCUCAAAAGUCUCCAGGACGCGUGUGGGCACCUCCCUGCACCAUGUCGACAUCCUAUGAUUGCUGCGGCAACUGCGGACACGAGAAGCUGCAGUCGGAGAAGGCGAUCUGGCUGCUGGGCACAUGGCGCGGUCUGCUGCUGGGAGUGCUUCACGCGUUCCAGUCAUUCACCAACGACUUGCUAGUUUCCACGGGCAGGGAUCACAAAGAGGCCGGCUCAGUGGUUGCAGUGAACCAGAUGAUCGCACUGCUUUUGAUGCCACUGGUAGCUUUCUCCGGAUAUUUCGUCGGGUUGCGCAUCAUGCUGGUGGUCAUCUCUUUGCUACCAUUUUUCGGUACUUUGGCAAUGCUGGCCGCGCCUUCAUUGCUUCUCGAAGCAGGUCUCCUGGCCAUUGCUAUUGCUGCUACAAUCAUGCCGGUGUUACCUCUGGUACUGGUCCCGGCCAACAGCCGAUCUUGUGGCAAGUCCUUCGGCCUGCUCGAUUCCCUCUACGGUUUGGGCCAGGCCACCGUCACGGUUGCGAUCGGUGCCUUGCGGCAGGAGGGGGGCUUUGAAGCAGCCUUGCCGUUUCUCGCAGCUGCGUUUGCCUCCGCAGCCCUGCUUUCUGUGUGGGUUGCGCUUGUCGUCCGGGUGUGA
Molecule: messenger RNA, 2616 nt
Organism: Symbiodinium sp. CCMP2456
Lineage: Eukaryota; Dinophyceae; Suessiales; Symbiodiniaceae
Source: the annotation of a GenBank genome assembly